UCCGCCGUCGACGUCGGCAACAACAACGUCUGGAUGGAGGAAUCCCCGCCGCCGCCACCACAACCGGUAGAUGAUGCGAGCCCGCCGCCGCCUCCCCCACAAGCCUCAGGCCCGACAGGUUCGCCAACUGACUUCUUAAAAGGCGUUGUGGGCAAACGCGUCGUUGUGCGACUGACUUCUGGAGUGGAUUAUCGAGGAGUGUUGUCGUGUUUGGAUGGCUAUAUGAAUAUCGCGUUGGAGCAGACGGAGGAGCAUGUUAACGGUGCAGUCACGAACCGUUACGGAGACGCGUUCAUCAGGGGAAAUAAUGUGUUGUACAUCUCUGCGGACGAGGAGAUAUGAUGUCCUGUAUCAUUAUUGUUAGCGCCUCAAUGUGCUCUUACUGUCCUUGCUUUCUAUCGCUCGCCCAUCUACACGUCAUUCUCCUCAUCCUCUGACUACUCACGCAUAAAAUGCUCUGUGCGUAGCGUCAUACAAUUCCAUUCGAUGGCGGUGAGCUCGGUUACAACCCACGAACGCCGAUUGAUGGGCCACGGUGGCUCCCAUACGGCCGGACCGCGUAGGGAUAGUUUUGCUCUGUCUGAGAGCUCAGCAAUGAAUCAUC
Messenger RNA from Stereum hirsutum FP-91666 SS1, 604 nucleotides. RefSeq names its product LSM-domain-containing protein. Lineage: Eukaryota; Fungi; Basidiomycota; Agaricomycetes; Russulales; Stereaceae. The transcript is spliced from 3 exons. Bases 34 to 342 code for a protein of 102 amino acids. Gene Ontology annotation, biological process: maturation of SSU-rRNA; mRNA splicing, via spliceosome. The record is from RefSeq and is a predicted model, not a curated record. Gene Ontology annotation, cellular component: nucleolus; U4/U6 x U5 tri-snRNP complex; P-body. Gene Ontology annotation, molecular function: RNA binding.